Durio zibethinus is the source of this 2279-nucleotide messenger RNA. RefSeq lists its product as uncharacterized. Lineage: Eukaryota; Viridiplantae; Streptophyta; Magnoliopsida; Malvales; Malvaceae. The record is from RefSeq and is a predicted model, not a curated record.
UCCAACUUUAGGUUUACUACAACAACGUUAACUUCCUCAUUUCUCUUCCUCGCCGCCUUCUUUUAUUCUUAACAUUUCCACUUCACUUCUUCAAGGUGAACUAUGAAGGAGUUUUCUUCAGCGCAUUGCUUUUUGGUAGUAUGACCGUUGUGUGGCUCCUGCACAAAUACUGAUGGAUGUUAAUCCAGUUAGUAAACCACAUUGUAUUGCAAAAGCUGCAGUUGACAAGGAGAAGAAGACUCCCUUGGAAAGCUCAGAUGGGAAGAAUUCAAUGUGCAUGAAUGCUAAGUGCGAGGAGAGCAUCAAAAACAUGGGGGUUCUGUUGCAUAAACAAAAUUCGGCUCCCAAGAGUCCUGAGGACGUCGAGAUUGAUAUAAUUGGAUGCACAAGUAAUAAUGACAUCAGAACAGUUCAAACUGAGGACCCAGAUGCAACUGAAUAUUCGAGUUCUUUCGCCAACACUACAUCUGAUACUGAGAAAUGUUCUGGAUUGAAUGAUGCUGAAGUGGAAUCCCAGUUCGUUGGUGAUGCUGCUUUUGCAUCUGCUUAUGAAGCAUUUAGUAGUGUGUUUCAUAUGAGGAAGAAAAGGUUGACAAGUCAUUGGAGGAGCUUCAUUCGACCUCUCAUGUGGCGCUGCAAAUGGACAGAACUGAGAAUCAAAGAAAUUGAGUCUCAAGCACUAAAAUACACCAGAGAACUUUCAGCAUACGAUCAGAGAAAAUUUUCAGGAACUGAUCAAUCUACAUUGGAAGGUCUUGGUUCAAGGUCAUUGCCAUUUUCUAGUCAGUGUAACCGUAAAAAGGCCUUAAAGCGGAGGAGACGAAAGAGAAUUGAAGAAACAACUGAUAUAAUGUCGUACAUGUCAAGUCAUAACUUAUUCUCCUAUCUUGAAAACAAAAAAACCAUUCCAGAUGGCACUUGUAUUGCUGAUGAUUUUUCCAAUACAGCCAAUAUGGACCAACACACUGAUUGCAAUGAUAAAUUUGAUAUUGAUAAUGAUCCAUUGCUUUUGGAGUUCAGAGAUGGGAACAAUUCCUUGGAGCAAGUCCUGUGGAAAAUUGAAAUUGUGCAUUCUAGGGUUCAAAAACUCAGGAGUCAACUUGAUCUGGUGAUGUCCAGAAAUGCUUCAAAGUUUUCUUCCUCGGAGAAUUUGAGCCUCCUUGCAGCUGGUGAUGCUCAAACCAGCUCUGCUCCUAGCCUUACGUUUUCGGCUGGCAACGGAGACACAGUAUCAGCCGGACCAGCAUAUAAUACAACUCAGCAAAUUUCAGAAUAUGAUGUUGCAGAUCCCAUUAGGCCUGCAAGUGCUAUUUCGAGUUAUGGGGAGGCUUUCCAUGUUCCAGACAUAAUUGAAAGCACUGUUGGAUUAUUGUCAUCUGCUGAUGUUACCUGCCAUCAGCCACAAAUUGGAGACUCAUGUGAAGAUAUUGUGGAAAAUGUUCUGAUAAAAAAUGAAGGAAAUGCUGGAGAUAGACAGGUUUUAAUUAGGACAAACAGUGAACCUAUGAAGCAACAUCAUCAACCAAAGAAAGGUGAAGAAGAAGAGGGCACCAAUCCUUCUCCUAUUCCAACAUCAGAACCUAUUCAUGCAACAAAAAGCAUGGUGUGCACCAACCCUUCUUCUAUUCCAACAUCAGAACCUAUUCAUGCAACAAAAAGCAUAGUGUCUCAGGAGCAAUCAGCUUUGAGGUCAUGUCUAGCCACAGACAUCUGUUUCCCUAAGAGCAAAAGAAAGCGAGGGGAUCGUAAAGCUGGUUCUGGUGGUUGGAGCAAGAAACACUCAGCUGAGCCUGAUAGCCAAUGACUUCAUUGAAAUUUGAUGGUUCACUAAGCUUAGUCUUAGAUGGCCCAAAAAUUUUCUGCUAUGUCAAUCACAAAGGCAUUCAAUGGGCACUGUAAAUAAAGUACCGUGGUCUUGAUGCUCUAGAUAUGUUCAACUGGAACUCCUAGGCCUUGUUUUCUUUUUUUUUUUUGGUAUGGCCAUAGACUGGAUAGGGGAAAGAGUUGCAAGUGCUGGCAUUUAAAACCCAGACCAUUUCCAUGAUGAUGACGAUAGUCUGUAAGCGAAAACUAGUGUUAUGAUGUAGUUUCUUCCAGUUCAGAUUUGCUGACACCAUCAGCUACUUCUCCAUCCCAAUUUUGCAAUGCAACUUUCAUUGAAUUGAACGACUGAUGUAAAUUCAAUAGGCUUUUGUGCACUCCAAUCUGUUCAGUGGCUGAAGCAAAUGAGCUCCCCAAAGUUGAAAAUAAUUGUAUGCCUGAAAUCUUGGUUAUAUAGA